Pezoporus flaviventris is the source of this 832-nucleotide messenger RNA. RefSeq names its product OVCA2 serine hydrolase domain containing (gene OVCA2). The transcript has a single exon. Lineage: Eukaryota; Metazoa; Chordata; Aves; Psittaciformes; Psittacidae. Gene Ontology annotation, cellular component: cytoplasm; nucleus. The coding region runs from base 38 to 799 and encodes 253 amino acids. Gene Ontology annotation, biological process: response to retinoic acid. The record is from RefSeq and is a predicted model, not a curated record.
CACCAGUAGGGGGCGCCCUCUUCCCCCGCGCCGUCCAAUGAGCGCGAAGCGUUUCGGCGGGAAAAGGGACGGAAGCUGCCGGAAGUGUCUCAGUUGGCUUCCGGCGGCCACGGGAGCCAUGUCGGAGCGGGCUCCGCUGCGGCUGCUGGCGCUGCACGGGUACCGGCAGAGCGGGCCGCGGUUCCGGCAGCGCACCGGGGCGCUGCGCAAGGCCCUGCGGGGCCGCGCCGAGCUGGUGCCGGUCAGCGCGCCGCACACCGUGCCCGGCGGCGGUGAGGACGGCAACGACGACCCCCCCCGCGGCUGGUGGUUCUCCGGGCCUGGUACCUUUGAGGCGGCGGAAGCGGCGGCGGAGCCGGCGGGGCUGGAGGAAUCGCUGUCGGCCGUGGCGGCGGCGCUGGCGGAGCACGGGCCCAUUGACGGGCUGCUGGGCUUCAGCCAGGGCGCGGCGCUGGCCGCUAUGGUGUGCGCGCUGCGGGCCCGCGGCGAUCCCCGCUUCCCGGUGGGUUUCGCCAUCCUGGUGGCCGGCUUUGCCAGCAGAGCCCCGGCCCACGGGCACUUCUACCGGGAGCCCAUCGCCCUGCCCACGCUGCACGUUGUGGGGGACACCGAUGCUGUCAUCGCGGCCUCUCUCAGCAGGGAGCUGGCGCAGUGCUUUGUGGAGCCUGUUGUCCUCAGCCACCCCGGCGGGCACUUUGUCCCUGCGGCUGCAGCACAGAGGAAGGCGUACCUGGACUUCUUGGACCGAUUCUGCCCUGCACAGGGACAGGCUGAGCCCUUGGAGGCUGGGACGGUUUGAUGACAGGCUCUGUAAUAAACGGUGCUGUAGCGA